GGAGCACUCGGCGGCGGCGGCGCGGGGUCCGCACCAUGGGCGGCGGCUGCUGGCGGCUGCUGGGCGUCCUGAGCCCGCUGCUCCUGCACCUCGCCGCGAGCCAGGAGCCCGUCAGCAUGGCGGGACAGUGCGACACCAUCUACAAGGGCUUCGCCGAAUGCCUGCUGAGCCUGGGGGAGAGCAUGGCCCAGAGCGUCCGGCAGCAGCAGCAGGAGGAGGGCGGCGACGAGGCGCAGGAGCUGGACGCCAUCUGCAAGUCCUGGGAUGAUUUCCACACCUGUGCCAGCGAGGUGCUGUCGCGGUGCCCCGUGGAAGCGGCCACCGUGUGGGAGUCGCUGCGCCAGGAGUCCCGCAAGAUCCAGUUCCAGGGGAACCUGCAGGAGCUGUGCAGCGCCCGGGGCCGCCUGGCCGGCGCCCAGAGCUCGCCGGCCUCCGAGACCAACCAGGCCACGCUGCGGGGCUCGGCCGCCGCCCUGCACCCUCACCCUCACCCGCUGGCCCUGCUGGCCCUGCUGGCCCUGCUGGCGCUGCUGCCCCGGCUGUAGCCCCGCUCGCCCUCGGGUGCCCAGGUGAUGCCGGCUCCGUUCCCCCGGCUGCCCGCCGGUCCCCGCCUCCCUCCCGGGCAUCCCUCGCGGGGCACGGUCACUCCUGCAGCACUUCAGAUGGAUUUAUAUUUAUAUUAAAAGACACUUUUACAUUUCUCC
Molecule: messenger RNA, 704 nt
Organism: Melozone crissalis (California towhee)
Lineage: Eukaryota; Metazoa; Chordata; Aves; Passeriformes; Passerellidae
Gene: NRN1L
Product: neuritin 1 like
Exons: 3
Coding region: 36-545 (169 amino acids)
Biological process (GO): neuron projection extension; nervous system development
Cellular component (GO): plasma membrane
Source: RefSeq, a predicted model, not a curated record